Molecule: messenger RNA, 1321 nt
Organism: Syngnathoides biaculeatus (alligator pipefish)
Lineage: Eukaryota; Metazoa; Chordata; Actinopteri; Syngnathiformes; Syngnathidae
Gene: dnajc4
Product: DnaJ (Hsp40) homolog, subfamily C, member 4
Exons: 9
Coding region: 318-1031 (237 amino acids)
Source: RefSeq, a predicted model, not a curated record
UUUUCCAUGUUCCGGUUUUAGAAAUACCUGACUUUCAAUCUGCUCAAUCGGACCCAAAAGAACACUCUGCUAUGAACAUCUGUUAAUCUGAAUUUUUAACUGUACGUGACUUGUCAAGUCUCGAAUGUUGUUAGCAAGUUCUGAAACGCAUGAAGUUGUUGCUGCCAAUUAACGUGGACGCCAUUGUUGUGGUCCUCAGAUGUCACAAACGCGUCAUCAGAAAAGGGGCGGCUGCCGACGUCAUCCAUCUUGUGUUCGUCUCAUGUAACCAAACAAGGAGCGCUGUGUAGCAUCACCGCGGCCAUCUUGGGUCGGCCAUGCAGCUGGAAUCCCAGCUGCGGCUCUUGCAGAGUUGUCUUUGGUGUUCCAAGAGCGGAUUGCGACUCUUCUCCUGGAGCGCUGUGCAAAGAAAAGGUGCCAACUACUAUGACCUGCUGGGAGUCAAAGAUGAUGCCACCUUGGAAGAAAUCAAAAAUGCUUUUUUUGACAAGUCUAAAAAGCUGCACCCAGACAGCGACCCGUCGAACCCGAUGCUGCACAGCCAGUUUGUGGCGCUGAACGAGGCCUACCGCGUCCUGAGCAAGCAGCCCAGCAGGAAGGAGUAUGACUUCAAAAUCAGCCCAAGAGGGGGAGGCCGGGCCUUCGGGUCGGCAUCCGGGCACACCGCCCAUGGAACCAGUGGCGCCACGACGCAGGACAACAUUCGUUACUGGGAACAAAUCUAUCAGUCGCACGCCCAGGAGAUGUCGGCGGAGGAGAGGGAGCGGCGGCGGAGGAGAAACUUCCGGCUCGUGGGCUACUGCUUCCUCGCCAUGGCGCUCAGCGUCGGGGCGCACUUUGUCUUCUUCAGGAAGCUGGAAGAGGUCCACAACAACUUCAUGGACGAGAAGGAUCGAGUCAUCACGGAAAUCUACAACGAAUCCAAAGAGAGGGCCAGGCUCAACGGUUUUAAGAAGCAGACGGAAAUCCUGCGGCAGAAACGCGCCGAGUUUUUGGAGAAAUACAAAAUACGCAACGGCGGAGAGAAGUAGGAGACUUUACUCAGCCGCCAGCUAGUUUCGAGACUCCUAUUUAAGAUUGGCGUCCGUUUCAAGGCGUUGUUCCUCGUGAUGAUGACCCGGAUAUGACUCGAGUGGCCUUCGUGAGUGUGGACGCUAACUGAUAUCGAUCACCGAUGACGUCACUAAAAAAGGAUGCCCCUCAGGAAACGCUCAGAUGGAGCCCAUCGAGAACGGAACUAAAAUCACGAGACCGAGUGGCACAACAGUCCGACUAUUAUAAGAAUAUAAAAGUGCAUUAUUAAAGCGGUUCUGUUCUAAUC